AGAGCCGAAGUGUUACUGAAUGUCGCCCCCCGUUUUCAACAUGGCUGUUGUAGUAUGUGCUCUCUUCGACUCGCCUCUCCAACAGCUCAGUGCCUCAGUAUACAGAGUCUGACAUCGAUCCUGCGGGAAGUACAGUGCGAUUAGCGUGUUUAUCAGACACAUCCCCCCGCUGUGCUGCGAAAUACACCCUUAAAGCGGGCAGUUUGGCGGCGGGGCCUUUUCCUUUUACCCCCUCCUUUCCUCCAGAAAACAGCCAGCUGCCAACAUUCACCAUCCACCAACCAUCUCCAAUGGUCUGAGCACACUUCCAGCUCCUCUCCUAUUCUUCAUGAACGAUGUGCGAAAACUGCGCCGAGCUGGUGGAGGUGCUGAACGAGAUCUCGGAUGCAGACAGUUCAGACGGGCUGCAGUUGAAGAAGGAGCAUGCCUUAAGAGUUUUCAGCUACAUCGGCACAUGGACACAGAGGCAGUGUCUGUGCUGCUUCAAAGAAUAUAAGCACCUUGAAGUCUUCAACCAGCUGGUUUAUGGCCUCAUUAACCUGGUCAUCGCCCAGGUAACCAGCCUGAGGGACCGCCUCUGCAGUUCCCGCGGCAAACCCGGAGCCGAGGGGUCGGAGUGGGGCUCGCCCCGCGCGCAGCCUUCACCCAACGAGGAGGAGCCUCUGAACGUGGAGAGAGACUCGGCGGAGGAGGAUGGAGGAGGGGAGGGGGGUCCGACAGAACCACAGAAGAGCCAGAACCUGGUUCAGGUCCAGGGAGGCUCGCAGGACCCGACUAGGACGGGCGAGGGUCCGGGAGACGAGAGCUCUGCCGAGGGCAGUCUGGACCCCUUUAGCUCCUGGAGCACGGAGGACCGCGAGAAACUACUGCUGUGUGCUGCCAAAAUCUUCCAGAUCCAAUUUCCCCUCUACACCGCCUACAAACACAACACACACCCCACUAUAGAGGACAUCUCCGCUCAGGAGAGCAGCAUCCUCGGCUCUUUCUGCGACAUGAAUGACGUGGAGGUUCCUCUGCACCUGCUGCGGUACGUGUGUCUGUUCUGUGGGAAGCACGGUCUGUCUCUGAUGAAGGACUGCUUUGAGACGGGAACGCCUGAAACCCUGCCCUUCCCCAUCGCACACGCCUUCAUCACCAUCGUAUCUAACAUAAGAAUAUGGUUGCACAUUCCGGCUGUGAUGCAGCACAUCAUCCCGUUCCGCACUCACGUCAUCAGGUAUCUGUGUAAGCUGUCUGAUCAGGAGCUGCGUCAGAGUGCAGCUCGGAACAUGGCUGAUCUGAUGUGGAGCACAGUGAAGGAGCCGCUGGACAGCGCACUGUGCUUCGAUAAGGAGAGCCUGGACCUCGCCUUCAAGUACUUCAUGUCCCCCACGCUCACCAUGAGACUGGCUGGACUCAGUCAGAUCACGAAUCAACUACACACCUUUAACGAUGUCUGCAAUAACGAGUCUCUGGUGUCCGAUACAGAGACGUCAAUAGCGAAGGAACUUGCUGAUUGGCUCAUCAACAACAACGUUGUGGAGCACAUUUUUGGACCAAAUUUGCACAUUGAGAUCAUUAAGCAGUGCCAAGUGAUCCUGAACUUCCUGGCUGCAGAAGGACGACUGAGCACACAGCAUGUAGACUGUAUAUGGGCAGCUGCUCAGCUGAAGCACUGUAGUCGGUACAUCCACGACCUGUUCCCUUCCCUAAUUAAGAACCUGGAUCCAGUGCCUCUCAGACACGUCCUUAACCUGGUGUCUGGACUACACCCCAGUGCUCACACUGAACAGACUCUGUAUCUGGCGUCCAUGUUGAUAAAGGCGUUGUGGAAUAACGCUCUGGCUGCCAAAGCUCAGCUCUCCAAACAGAGCUCCUUCGCUUCUCUGCUCAACACCAACCUGCCCAUGGGCAACAAGAAAGGUUCCCCGGCGGCGAGUCCGGAGAGCAGUGAUAACAGCGACACGCAUCACAGCGGAGGGAGUGACAUGGAGAUGGAUGAGCCAAUCAUGAGCAGCGGAAAACGAGGCCAGCAGAGGCUCUCUGACACCGAGGAGUCGAUGCAGGGCAGCUCGGACGAGACGGCGAACAGCGGGGAGGAGGGCAGCAGCGGCCCGGGCAGCAGCAGCGGGCGCAGCGAGGCCUCCAGCAACGAGGCCGAGUCCAGCCGGGCCAGCCAGUCGGCCGGCAGCCCCGGCAGCGAGCUCCACUCGGACGACAUGGCCGACAGCGAAGCCUUAAAGGAGGAGGAGGAGGAAGACGAGGACGAAGACGACGAGGAUGAAGACGAGGACGAGGAGGAGGAGCGGAUCACUGCAGCGUCGAAAAGCAGCCCGCGCAAAGAGACCAGGGACUCCAGAGACGCUUUAUCCUCAGAACUCCGCAAGCGGAAAGCCGGAGAGCCUCUGGGAGAAGUCCAGGGUCCUCCGGAACGACCCGGAAUGUCUGGACCGGGCGUAUCCGGUUCUAUCGGUACUGGACCGAGUUCUGGACCCGGUCCCAGUCUGUCCAAACCCAAAACCAUACCCUUUUCCCCUGAAGUGGCCGCCGCCAUGGUAACCUCAUCUUCAUCCUCUCUGAGGAUUCUGGACGCUUGCUCUUCUUCCUCUGCGUGUUUAGAAGGACCUUCAGGAGAACGGAUAGACCCCUCUGCCAUCCCCCCUCAAGCCCAGGAGCAGCAGCAGCAAGGGAUCGGACCUGAGAGGGGUCCAGAGAUGGGCCCCUCACACGGGGCAGCGGGUUCCCAGGAGCCUCCCUGCCUGCCCAGGCCAUCCGACUUCCUGUCUGAAGCCAUGGGCAACGAGCUGUUCAACUGCAGACGCUUCAUCAACCCCCAGCACCAUCACCACCAUCACCACCAUGAAGGUCACAUGGUGGAGGACAUGCUGAGUGCGGAUGACGUGAGCUGCAGCAGUUCUCAGGUCAGCGCUAAGUCUGAGAAGAACAUGGCGGAUUUUGAUGGGGAGGAGUCGGGCUGUGAGGAGGAGUUAGUCCAGAUUAACUCCCACGCUGAGCUCAGCUCCCACCUGCAGCAGCACCUGCCCAACCUCGCCUCCAUCUACCACGAACACCUGGUUCAAGGUCCUACAGUUCAUAAACACCAGUACUCGGGCCACGCGGUGACGGACAUUAACCUGGACAACGUGUGUAAGAAAGGAAACACACUCCUGUGGGACCUGGUGCAGGACGAGGAUGCGAUCCACCUGUCGGAGGGUUUGAUAAACGAGGCGGAGAAGCUGCUGUGUUCGCUGGUGUGCUGGUUCACUGACCGGCAGAUCCGCAUGCGCUUCAUUGAGGGCUGCCUGGAAAACCUGGCACAUCACAGGUCGGUGGUGGUGUCUCUGCGUUUGCUGCCGAAGCUCUUCGGAACCUUCCAGCAGUUCGGCUCCAGUUACGACACACACUGGAUCACCAUGUGGGCUGAAAAAGAGCUGCACAUGAUGAAGCUUUUCUUUGAGGAUCUUCUGCACUAUAUUCAGGAAGUGAGGGAGCAGAGGCACAAGUUCGCUCUGUACAGUCACAGUGCGGAGGUUCAGGUGCGACUGCAGUUCCUCACCUGUGUGUUCUCCACGCUGGGCUCACCAGAUCACUUCAGGCUGAGUCUGGAGCAGGUAGAUAUCCUGUGGCACUGUCUGGUGGAGGAUUCGGAGUGUUAUGACGACGCUCUGCACUGGUUUCUGAAUCAGGUGCGCAGUAAAGAUCAGCACGCCAUGGGCAUGGAGACCUACAAACACCUCUUCCUCGAGAAGAUGCCGCAGUUGAAGCCUGAGACCAUCAGCAUGACGGGGUUAAAUCUCUUUCAGCAUCUCUGUAAUCUGGCCAGACUGGCCACCAGCGCCUACGACAGCAACUCCAACUGUGAGUUGUGUGGUAUGGAUCAGUUGUGGGGAAUUGCUCUCAGAGCUCAGUCUGCAGACAUCAGCCGAGCCGCCAUUCAGUACAUCAACUCCUACUAUAUUAACGGUAAGACGGGUCUGGAGAAGGAGCAGGAGUUUAUCAGUAAGUGUAUGGAGAGUUUAAUGAUGGCCUCGGCUAACCUGGAGAAAGACCCUCACUCCAGCCUCACCAUCAUCGAGAGGGGGCUGCUGAUGCUCAAAACACACCUGGAGGCCUUCAGACGCAGGUUUGCGUAUCACCUGCGUCAGUGGCAGAUUGAGGGGGCUGGAAUCAGCAGCCAUCUCAAAGCCCUCAGUGAUAAACAGUCCCUGCCUCUGCGCAUUGUGUGCCAGCCAGCCGGCCUGCCUGACAAGAUGACGAUAGAGAUGUACCCCAGUGAUCAGGUGGCUGAUCUGAGGGCUGAAGUCACUCACUGGUAUGAGAACCUGCAGAAAGAUCAGAUCAGUCAGCAGGCCCAGCUGCAGGAGUUCAACCAGAGCACCCGCCAGCAGGAGUUCCCAGGUGGUCUGAUGGGUCCGGUGCGGAUGAUCUCUUCAGGUCAUGAACUGACCACAGACUACGAUGAGAAGACUCUGCAUGAGCUCGGCUUUAAGGACAUGCAGAUGGUGUUUGUGUCUCUGGGAGCUCCUCGGAGAGAGAGGAAGGGGGAGGGGGUGCAGCUUCCUGCGUCGUGUCUCCCUCCUCCUCAGAAGGAGCACAUCCCCAUGCUGCUGCUCCUGCAGGAGCCUCACCUCACCACACUCUUCGACCUGCUGGAGAUGCUCGCCUGCUUCAAAGCCCCCGGCCCGGACCGCCCACAGCACAGCACACAGAACGUGCGCUGUGAGGACCUGCACCUGCACGCGGAGAACCUGUCUCGCCGUGUUUGGGAGCUGCUCAUGCUCCUGCCCACCUGUCCCAACAUGCUGCAGGCCUUUCAGAACAUCUCCGACGAGACGGGUUCUGAUGGGCUUUGCUGGAAGGAUCUGUUGAGGAUAAAGUCUCCUCAUAAGCUGCUGUACGCUCUGGAGAUCAUCGAAGCUCUCGGAAAACCCAACCGCCGAAUCCACAGAGAGUCCACGGGGAGUUACAGUGAUCUGUAUCCGGACUCUGAUGACUCCAGUGAGGAUCAGAUUGAGAACAGCAAGAACACAUGGAGCUGCAAGUUUGUGGCGUCUGGUGGUCUUCAGCUGCUGCUGGAAAUCUUUAAUUCGGCUAUUCUGGAACCCAAAGAGCACGAGUCCUGGACUGUGUGGUUGUUGGACUGUCUGGCGUGUCUGCUGAAGCUGAUUUGUCAGUUCGCGGUGGAUCCGGCGGAUCUGGAUCUGGCCUAUCACGACGUGUUCGCCUGGUCCGGCCUGACGGACACUCAGCGGAAGAGGGCGUGGCCUGGGAAGUCCCGCAAAGGAGCAGGAGAGCACGGGAAGGGGCUUCACAUCCCACGACUCACAGAGGUGUUUCUCAGUCUCGUCCAGGGCACCAACCUCAUCCAGAGGCUCAUCAAUGUGGCCUACACCUAUGAUAACCUGGCACACAGGGUGUUGAAAGCACAGUCUGAUCACCGCUCUCGCCAUGAAGUGACUCACUACUCCAUGUGGCUGUUGGUGAGCUGGGCUCAUUGCUGCUCCAUGGUGAAGUCCAGCCUGGCUGAUAGUGAUCAUCUUCACGACUGGCUGAAAAAGCUCACUCUGCUCAUACCGGAGACGGCGGUGCGUCAUGAGGCGUGUAACGGGCUGUAUAAGCUCUCUCUGUCUGGGCUGGAGGGAGGAGAGUCCAUUAACAGAUCAUUUCUGCUGCUGGCGGCUUCAACACUGCUCAAAUUCCUACCCGACGCACAGGCUCUCAAACCGCUCAGAGUGGAGGAUUAUGAGGAGGAGGCAGUAUUGCGCUCGGGCUGUAAGGAGUAUUUCUGGCUGUUGUGUAAACUCAUCGAUAACAUCCACGUUAAAGACGCCAGUCAGACCACGCUGCUGGACCUGGACGCCCUGGCCCGACACCUCGCAGACUGCAUACGCAGUCGUGAAAUCCUGGAUCAGCAGGACGGUGCUGUGGAAGACGACGGUCUGACGGGUCUCCUGCGUUUGGCCACCAGCGUUCUGAAGCACAAGCCUCCCUUCAAGUUCUGUCGAGAAGGUCAGGAGUUCCUGAGGGACAUCCACGACGUGCUGUUCCUGCUGCCCAGCCUGAAAGACCGGCAGCAGCCCAAGUGUAAGAGCCACGCGGCGCGGGCGGCGGCGUACGACCUGCUGGUGGAGAUGGUGAAGGGCUCGGUGGAGAACUACAGACUGUUACACAACUGGGUUAUGGCCCAGCACAUGCAGGCGUCUCACGCUCCGUAUAAGUGGGACUACUGGCCACACGAUGAUGUCAGAGCAGAGUGCCGCUUCGUGGGUUUGACCAAUCUGGGGGCGACCUGUUACCUGGCUUCAACCAUACAGCAGCUUUAUAUGAUCCCAGAGGCCAGACAGGCUGUGUUUACUGCAAAGUAUUUGGAGGAGAUCAAGCAUAAGACCACACUGCUGGAGCUGCAGAAGAUGUUCACCUAUCUUAUGGAGAGUGAGAGGAAGGCCUACAACCCUCGUCCUUUCUGUAAGACCUACACCAUGGACAAGCAGCCUCUCAACACCGGAGAGCAGAAGGACAUGACCGAGUUCUUCACCGACCUCAUCACCAAAAUAGAGGAGAUGUCUCCAGACCUGAAAAACACGGUGAAGACGCUGUUCGGAGGAGUCAUCACCAACAACGUGGUGUCACUGGACUGUGAUCAUGUGAGUCAGACGGCGGAGGAGUUCUACACUGUGAGGUGUCAGGUGGCGGACAUGAAGAACAUCUACGAGUCUCUGGAUGAAGUGACUAUUAAAGACACUCUGGAGGGAGACAACAUGUACACCUGCUCUCAGUGUGGGAAGAAAGUGCGAGCAGAGAAACGAGCGUGCUUUAAGAAGCUUCCGCGGAUCCUGAGCUUCAACACCAUGCGCUACACCUUCAACAUGGUGACGAUGAUGAAGGAGAAAGUCAACACGCACUUCUCCUUCCCUCUGCGCCUGGAUAUGACCCCCUACACCGAGGACUUCCUCAUGGCCAAGGGAGACAGGAAGGAGGGUUUUCUGGACAGUGGAGAGGGCAAAGCUCCGGAGAGUUAUGAGUACGAUCUGAUUGGUGUAACGGUGCACACGGGCACGGCGGACGGCGGCCAUUACUACAGCUUCAUCAGAGACAUCGUCAACCCCCACGCGUACCGCAACAACAAGUGGUAUCUGUUUAACGACGCGGAGGUGAAGCCGUUUGAUUCAGCUCAGCUGGCGUCUGAGUGUUUUGGAGGAGAAAUGACGACGAAGACCUAUGACUCGGUCACGGACAAGUUCAUGGACUUCUCCUUUGAAAAGACCCACAGUGCCUACAUGUUGUUCUAUAAGAGGGUGGAGCCGGAGGAGGAGAAUGGGAAGGAUUUUAGUUCUGAUGUUUCUCCUGAUCUGCUGGAGUGGAUCUGGCAUGAUAACAUGCAGUUUCUCCAGGAUAAGAACAUUUUUGAGCACACGUACUUCGGUUUUAUGUGGCAGCUGUGCAGCAGCAUCCCCAGCACUUUACCCGACCCCAAAGCCAUCUCACUCAUGACUGCCAAGCUUAGCACAUCAUUCGUCCUGGAGACCUUCAUUCACUCCAAAGAAAAGCCUACGAUGCUCCAGUGGAUUGAACUUCUCACCAAACAGUUUAACAACAGCCAAGCAGCGUGUGAGUGGUUUCUAGAUCGGAUGGCUGAUGAUAACUGGUGGCCGAUGCAGAUUUUAAUAAAGUGUCCGAACCAGAUCGUCCGACAGAUGUUCCAGAGGUUGUGUAUCCAUGUGAUUCAGAGGCUGAGGCCGGUUCACGCUCACCUGUACCUGCAGCCGGGAAUGGAGGAUGGCUCUGAUGAUAUGGACGCUCCGGUGGAGGAUAUCGGCAGCCGCUCCUGUGUGACGCGCUUCGUUAAAACGCUGCUGUCCAUCAUGGAGCACGGCGUGAAGCCGCACAGCAAACACCUGACCGAGUACUUCGCCUUCCUCUACGAGUUCGCCAAGAUGGGCGAGGAGGAGAGUCAGUUUCUGCUGUCACUGCAGGCCAUCUCCAUCAUGGUCCAUUUCUACAUGGGCACCAAGGGUCCAGAGAAUACUCAGGUGGAGGUUCUGUCGGAGGAGGAGGGAGAGGAGGAGGAUGAAGAGGAGGAUAUUCUGUCUCUGGCGGAGGAGAAGUACCGGCCGGCGGCUCUGGAGAAGAUGAUCGCCCUCAUCGCCCUGCUGGUGGAACAGAGUCGCUCUGAAAGGCAUCUGACUCUCUCUCAGAGUGACAUGGCCGCUCUGACCGGUGGGAAAGGAUUCCCCUUCCUGUUUCAGCACAUCAGAGAUGGGAUCAAUAUCAGACAGACCUGCAACCUCAUCUUCAGCCUCUGCAGAUACAACAACAGACUGGCUGAGCAUAUCGUCUCCAUGCUCUUCACAUCUAUAGCCAAGCUCACACCCGAGGCGGCGAAUCCGUUCUUUAAGCUGUUGACCAUGCUGAUGGAGUUCGCUGCAGGUCCUCCUGGAAUGCCCUCGUUCGCCUCUUACAUACUUCAGAGAAUCUGGGAGGUGAUAGAGUAUAACCCGUCUCAGUGUUUGGAUUGGUUGGCUGUUCAGACUCCCCGUAAUAAACUGGCUCACAGCUGGGUUCUGCAGAACAUGGAGAACUGGGUGGAGCGAUUCCUACUGGCACACAAUUACCCCCGCGUACGCACCUCGGCGGCGUACCUCCUGGUCUCCCUGAUUCCCAGUAACUCGUUUCGGCAGAUGUUUCGCUCCACUCGUUCUCUGCACAUCCCCACGCGGGACCUCCCCCUCAGUCCUGACACCACCGUCGUCCUGCACCAGGUUUAUAACCUGCUGCUGGGUCUGCUGGGCCGGGCUAAGCUCUACGUGGACGUUGCGGUUCACGGCACCACCAAACUGGUCCAGUACUUCAGCUUCAUGACCUACUGUCUGAUCUCCAAGACUGAGAAGCUGAUGUUCUCCGGAUACUUCAUGGACCUGUGGAACCUCUUUCAGCCCAAACUCUCCGAGCCGGCGAUCGCCACCAAUCACAACAAGCAGGCCCUGCUGUCCUUCUGGUAUAACGUGUGCGUGGACUGCAGCGAGAACGUGCGCCUGAUCGUACAGAAUCCAGUGGUGACCAAAAACAUUGCCUUCAACUACAUCCUGGCUGACCACGACGACCAGGAGGUGGUGCUGUUUAACCGCGGGAUGCUGCCGGCCUAUUACGGCAUCCUGCGCAUGUGCUGCGAGCAGUCGGCUGCGUUCACCCGCCAGCUGGCCUCGCACCAGAACAUCCAGUGGGCCUUUAAAAACCUCACACCACACGCCAGCCAGUACCCCGGGGCGGUGGAGGAGUUAUUUAACCUGAUGCAGCUGUUCGUGGCUCAGAGGCCGGAUAUGAGGGAGGAGGAGCUGGAGGAUAUUAAACAGUUUAAAAAGACUACAAUCAGCUGCUACCUGCGCUGCCUGGACGGCCGGUCCUGCUGGACUACUCUUAUCAGUGCCUUCCGCGUGUUACUGGAGAACGAUGAGGACAGGCUGCUGGUGGUCUUUAACAGGGGGCUGAUCCUGAUGACUGAGUCCUUUAAUACUCUACAUAUGAUGUACCAUGAGGCCACAGCGUGUCAUGUGACCGGUGACCUGGUGGAGCUGCUGUCCAUUUUCCUCUCUGUCUUAAAGGCAACUAGACCUUACCUGCAGCGCAAAGAUGUAAAGCAGGCUCUAAUCCAGUGGCAGGAGAGGAUCGAUUUUGCACAUAAACUGCUGACACUCCUCAAUUCCUACAGUCCUCCAGAGCUACGCAACGCCUGCUUAGAUGUGUUGAAGGAACUGGUGCUGCUGAGUCCACACGACUUCCUGCACACACUCGUGCCGUUCUUGCAGCACAACCACUGCACAUAUCAUCAUAGCAACAUCCCCAUGUCGUUCGGUCCAUAUCUUCCCUGUAGAGAGAACAUCAAGCUGAUGGGAGGAAAGAACAAUAUUCGGCCGCCCCGACCUGAACUCAACAUGUGCCUCCUGCCUUCCAUGGUGGAAACCAGCAAGGGUAAAGAUGAGGUGUAUGACCGGAUGCUGAUGGACUACUUCCUGUCCUAUCAUCAGUUCAUCCACCUGCUGUGUAGAGUGGCCAUCAACUGUGAGAAGUUUACAGAGACCCUGGUCAAACUCAGUGUGCUGAUGGCGUAUGAAGGUCUGCCGCUGCACCUCGCUCUGUUUCCUAAGCUGUGGACGGAGCUGAGUCAGUCUCAGUCGUCUCUGGCAAAGACGUGUGUGAAGCUGCUAUGUGAGGAUCCUGCGUUUGGAGAGUAUAUUAAGUGCAUUCUGAUGGACGAGAGAACGUUCCUCAACAAUAACGUAGCCUAUUCAUUCCUCACCUGCUUCUUACAUAAGGUGCAGCCGCAGGUGCUGUCGGGGCCGAGCUGUGCGAACCUGAUCAGCGUUCUGGUCACUAACCUGCUGAACGAGUACCACUCCCUCCAGCCUGAACCGGCCAAUCAGAGCGCAGAGAUCAGCAAGACCAGCAGCUUACUCAACGCAGAUUUGCGAGCUCUGGUGCUGAUGUUGACGAUACACACUCCUCAGCAGCUGGACCCGGCGCUCGGCCCCGCCCUGCAGGAGCUGCUGAGUAAAUGCAGAGCCUGCUUACAGCAUCGCUCCACACACACACUCGACCCCAAAACCAAAGCUGAAGAGGAGGGCGCCACUCCAGUGAAGCGGCGGCGCGUCAGCAGCGACGAGGACCGGCCAGGAGAGGGCAGAAGCAGCGGCGGCGGCUCUCUUCUAGGAGGCGGGGUCUGCUCCACCUCUGCUUCCUCCUCAUUGGUGGCCUGCCCGGAGCAGAAGGCGGAGCCUGCGGAGGCCUUAACGCCGAACAGCACGUCGGAUACGGAAACGCGGGACUCUUCGCUGAUCGAUCCGGGAACAGAGCAGGACCCGCCCUCUCCGGACAGCGGCUCUCCCAAAGAGGAGAAGAUGGAGGCGUCGUCCUCCUCGUCUUCCUCUUCCUCCUCCUCCUCUUCCUCACUGCCUGAGGUCUUCGGGCGCUCGGACGACGCCUCGCUGCAGCAGCCCGCGCCGGGUCUGUCGGGGGGCGGGGACGAAGAGGAGGGAGGUGAAGGAGAGGAGGAGGAGGAGCGUAAAGAAACGAGGGAGAAGAAGAAGGAGGAGUGCGAACGCGAGCGAGAGAAGAGCUCUAAACCCUGCUCCUUGUCCUCCUCUUCCUCCGCGGACGAUCCUGCCGCCGUGCUCCUCCUCUCCACCCUGCAGGACGCCGGAGAGGGGCGGAGCUGCAGCCUGCAGGAGGCGGAGGCUGGCAUGUUUGGCCACGCCCCCUCGCAGGGAGCGCCGAGUUCUGGGCCGCAGCAGCAGCCGGACAUUCUGGACAUGCUGUACCGCACCGCCGAGGCCGCGGUCGCCGUCGUCACCAAACUCUCCACCGGGAAGGGAGGCUCGCGGUCCUCGUGACAUCACUUCGUUGUCUUUGUUUCUUUCUUUUAUUCACUUUUUCUUUGUCUUUUUUUUUGUUUUUCGGUUGUUUUUUCUCGCCCAUGAUCUGUUAUGUCUGGACAACGGCGUCGUCCGGCGCAGUUUGCUGAUUUCCCCUCUGAAAACAAUACAUGCCAAUGGUGCUAAAAGUGAAAAGCUAGUAGCCACCAGACGUAGAGCAGAAAGUCACUUUCUUAAACGACCUGAUCUCUGCUUACUUGGAUCACAGUCUUUCCAUUAGACAAGCAACAGCUGGACAAGCUUUACAGAAUUUUGGCAAAAAUGCAAGAUUCAGUGCGUUAAGAGUUCUGGGUGAAUUAAAUUUGCUUUAAAAUACGCAAUGAAUUUGACACAGUGCUAAAUUGUGCUAAAACACCAACAGUGGGAUGUCCCAACAUUGUCCCCCCAAAGGUGUCGUCCCAAAUGUCCAAAGUGUGACGUACUAAAAGCUUCAUAGCCCAGUGGUGUCUCCCUAGAGACGUAAAGCCCUAGAGACGUGACGUUUUAAGAUUGACAUCCCAAGAUGUGAUGUUCCCACUAUGUGAAGUACCAUUGUCUUGAAAUUUCAAAAGAUUAGCAGUGAUUAGUCUGUCCAAAAUGGCUUGAUGCCCUAAAAGUACUUAUCCCAACAGGGUGACAUUUUAAAGGAGUGGCAUCCGAACCACAUGAUGUCCUGAAAGCAAGAUUUCCGAAUGGCAAGAUCCUAAAAGUGUGACUAAAAGUCCUAAAGCUUCACAUCGCUUUAUGUUCCUGAAAUACCAACAGCUCAACAUCCUAGAAACAUAAUGUCCCAAAAGCAUCAUGUCCCAACAUUAUCAUGUCAUAAAAGUUUUAUGUCUCUGAAAGCCUGACGUCCCAGAAGUUUUGCGUCCCAUCAGCAUGAUGUCCUAAAAGCUUAAUGUCCCAGCGGCACAAUCUUUUAAAAACUGACAUCCCAACAGAGCUGUGAUUACGUAAAAGCUUAAUGUCUCUACAGUGUAAUGUGGUAAAAGCUUAACCUCCCCACAGUGUGAUGACGUAAAGGCUUAAGGUCCCAACAGUGUGAUGUCAUAAAAGCUUAAUGUUCCCAGUGAAAUGUCGUAGAAGCUUAAGGUCCAAACACUUAAGGUCGCUUAACGUCUACACAGUUUAAAAGCUUAACCACAGUGUGGCAAUGUAAGAAAAGCCUAACGUCCCCACAGUGUGAUGUUGUAAAAGCUUAAGGUCCCCACAGUGUGAUGUAAAAGCCUAACGUCCCCACAGUGUGGCAAUGUCAGAAAAGCUUAAUGUCCCCACAGUGUGAUGAUGUAAAUGCUUAAGGUUCCCACAAAGCUUCAUCUCCCAGCAGCAUAAUGUUUAUUAAGAGUAACAAAAUUUAACGUCCACAUUUUGGGCUUUUGCCAGUGUUCUGUAAAGCAUGUCCAGUAGAGCAGCGUAAGUUAGGAAACAUCGUUUUUGCAGGCUAACAGUAUUUGGUGGCUAUUCUCUUCCCUUCAUUAUUAGCUAUAUUAGCAUUAUUGACUGACGCGUUUGGGGGUCCCCGUCUGUUCGUCUCGCUUUCUGUCUGUCUGUUCAUGUGUCUGUCUGUCCGGACUCUUCUCUGGUCUCGGCUUGGCGUCGGUGUUCGUGUGGCGCAGUAUUACAGCGGCUGAGGAGCUGUGGAUCCUGAACUUUAGCCUGUUAGCGUUAGCCCGUUAGCGCCAACAGCCGACUGCUGUUUUAUCCGCCACGUUCCAGCCGAACAGAAAAGGAGAAAACUUAUCAAGAAGAAGUAAAGAUGUAAAGAAAAAGAGGAGAAUAGCAGCUAUAGCACAUUUAUCAAAGGGCAAAAAAACAGUUUUUUCUUUCAUUUCCGUGUUUUUUUUUGUUUGUUUUGAAGUGGUUUAUUUGUUAAGAGGUUGCUGUUUGGAGACGGGAAAAGGUUUACAGAGUUUUAGUCCCUUUCUGUUCCUAAUUUAAUUUGCAUUUUUAAUCACUAUGUAUAAUUGUCUUCUGUGCCAGUUUUGUACUUAUUACUGAGGCGAGGCGGAAGUUUGCCUUGCUGAGUUUUUGUUUUUUUCUUCUGUGGUUGAUAUCAGAGCUACGUUUACUUGUACAUUGAACAGGAAAAAAGAAAAAUAGAACCACGACAAAAACUUGAUUCUGUAAAGAAUCUUCUAGUUGUUGCCUGGCAUUGUAAAUGAGAAGAUUAAGAAAAAACAUAUAUGUAAGAUAUAUGUAUACAGUAUAUAUCCUAUGGUAAGCGUCGUAUAUACUGUAUAUAUAUACAUAUAUAUAAAUAAAUACUGUGUAUAUACAUAUGCUGUAUAUGUAUAUAGACUUAAUGGUGCUUUAUCAGACACAAAAGUAUGUGUUGCUUGAAUAAAGCACACCUGAUGUAACUGUUGGAGCUAUAUUUUAUUUACCAAGAAACAUUCCAUAAUCUAUCUAAUGUCAUUCUUGCAUUUUCUGUUUUCUUGUUUUUGUUUUUUUUCCUCUUGAUUUAUUUUAAUAUAGGAUAACUUAAUAAAAUUUUAAUAUGAUUUAAUUAUGAACCAAGUCAAACAGCA
This is a messenger RNA of Astyanax mexicanus (Mexican tetra), 13912 nucleotides long. RefSeq names its product ubiquitin specific peptidase 34 (gene usp34). The record is from RefSeq and is a predicted model, not a curated record. The coding region runs from base 336 to 11363 and encodes 3675 amino acids. The transcript has 79 exons. Gene Ontology annotation, biological process: protein deubiquitination. NCBI's taxonomy places the organism in Eukaryota, Metazoa, Chordata, Actinopteri, Characiformes, Acestrorhamphidae. Gene Ontology annotation, molecular function: cysteine-type deubiquitinase activity; cysteine-type endopeptidase activity. Gene Ontology annotation, cellular component: nucleus; cytosol.